AUGCUGCGAUGUCUUCUGCUGUGCCUCGCUGCGAAUGCCGCGGCUGCGAUGAGCAUCGGCGCUGCGAGCAUCGGCGCUGAGAGCAGCCGGCGCAUGCUGCUGCUGCACGGGUCCGGCACGAGCGCGGGCGCGUUUGUAAACUCGCCGACCGCCUCUGGCGCAAAGAGGUUUCUCGCCGGCGUGCCGCGCCGCGCUGAUGCCGGCGCCUCCAUCCCUCCCAACUGGCAGUACCACGCCCUCGACGCGGGCACAGACGACGGCAGCUGGUGGACGGGUGACGACGGGAAGGGCCUCGAGAAGUCGGUCGCCUCUGUGGAACGAGCGCUCGUCGAGCAGGCUGCGGUGGGGAUCGUAGGGCACGAACAGGGGGCGACCUUGGCCGCGAUUGUCGCCGCACGCUCUGCGCUGGGCGAAGGGCCGCGGAUCAAAUUUGCGGUCCUCUGCGGCGCUGCCAUGCCGCCACCGCCUCAUGCGGCGCUGCUGCACCGGCUGAGAGACGACUCGGCGGCGGGCGCUGUGCAGACGCUGCACUGCAUCAGCCCCACCGACUCGGACUCGGCGGCUGUGGCAGCCUGCUUUGGUCAGGAGGCGGAGACGCUCUUCCACGAUGGUGGCGGCGCAAUGCCGGGUCCAGGCUGGUGGGAGGAGACGAGAGGCUACCCUGAGCGCGUGACGGGCGGCCGGUUCUGGUGCACGCAGGUCGGCCCCGCUCGCUACUAUGCCACAGGCAACAUGGUGAUGUAG
Emiliania huxleyi CCMP1516 is the source of this 744-nucleotide messenger RNA. RefSeq lists its product as hypothetical. Gene Ontology annotation, cellular component: nucleus; cytoplasm. NCBI's taxonomy places the organism in Eukaryota, Haptophyta, Isochrysidales, Noelaerhabdaceae. Bases 1 to 744 code for a protein of 247 amino acids. The record is from RefSeq and is a predicted model, not a curated record. The transcript has a single exon.